UUAGAUGCUUGAACCUUUUCCAAGUGGUGGCUAAGUUCCUGUGAUUAUCAUCUUCUUUCUCAAACGAAUGAAAAGUAUAAAAAGAAAAGUGGGAGGUGCUGAAUUUCGAUCGACAUUCAUGUGGUUUGGGUUCUAUAUUCGUUUAUGAUUAAGAUCUGUAAUGAGAGAAAACUAUGUCGUUUUCAAUAAUAAAACUUGACGCUUCUGAUUGGUAGGGGGCAAAAAACUUGAAAGCUCCGCCGUGGGUCAGAAAAGAGAGAUCGUGACUAAAAAAAAGCACUGAAGUGAUGAAAGGGCCCAAAGAAGAUUGCCUUCUUGUCGAGUGGGGUGGUUUCUUCUAAAUGGGUGCAGCUAUGUGCCAUUUUUCAUCUGAUGUUGACAUUCAACCAAUGGGUUUGGUAGGUCUCUCUCUCUUAUCGUGGUUUCUUCCAUAACCGUAGUUAAAAGGUGAAUCAACAUUAAAUAUGAAAGACACUGGGAACAAGAGGAGAAAUUCAGCUAAUGUCCAAUCAAAGCACCCAGGAAGAACUGAUAGGAGAAAUAAUAAACCUAAUCAACAGAAUGGUGGCAAGACUUUGAAGGCGAAAGAAGCUGAAUCCAAAGCUUUAAAAGCUAGAUCAGACCCUAAUUCUAAAGUAAGUGAUUCCAAUGUGGCAUCUGAGCCCAUCGAAGUUUAUGAGAAUGUGAUUGUACAUUAUGUGGAUGAUGUUAACAAGUCUGAAGAAACAUCUCCUAAUCCAAAUGGUAAUAAAAUGGCCACUAAAUUAAAAAAGGCCGAAAUUUUAGACGAUUGCUCCAGUGAUAUAGAGGGAGAAACAACUCAGCAAAAGGAAGAAGAAUCAGACUCUGAGACUAUAAAAGAUUCAGCAUCAUCUCUGGGAGAUUCCUUGACAGCUGAGGAUGAGAGAGAAGAGGGUGUUCUGAGAGCUUCUAAUGGUGUUCACGAUAACAACCUCAAAGAUGGCUCUUCCCAUGGUUCCAGAAUGGGAUCUGAACUUGAAACUAAUAAAUCACAUUUAAAGGCAUUGAAUAAUACUCCAAAGAAAUCUGCAAAAUCUAAUGGAGUCCCCCAUAAGAAUGCUACCAAAAGUUAUGUAGAAGAAACCUUGAAAGUUUCUCCUAAAUCUUCAUCUGAGUCUUCAGAAGGAUCUAAUGCCAGGCAUGCUGAAGAGUUAAAAGAAGUUGAUGUCUUGGAUGAGACACCAAACGGCAAUAAAAGUUUUGCAAGUGACAAUGAGCCUGUUGAUGCUGAAGACAAAUUUCAAGUUGAAAAUGAGGCAGCUUUAAAUGAAAAGAUUAAUGAGAUGGAGACAAGAAUUGAGAAACUUAAAGCAGAGCUGAGAGAAGUAGCUGCUCUGGAAAUUUCUCUCUAUUCUGUUGUUCCAGAGCAUGGGAGCUCAGCACAUAAGCUGCAUACACCUGCUCGACGUCUUUCUAGACUCUAUAUACAUGCUUGCAAGCAUUGGGAACAAAACAAGCGAGCCACAAUUGCUAAAAACACAGUGUCUGGGCUUAUUUUGACUGCAAAAUCUUGUGGUAAUGAUGUUUCAAGGUUAACCUUCUGGUUAUCAAACACCAUAGUGCUGAGGGAGAUCAUCUCUCAAGCAUUUGGCAAUUCACGCAACUCAAACCCACUUGCACGGCUCCCUGAGUUAAAUGGCAGUAACAAAAGGAGUGAAGUAAAGCCGUCAACUCUAAAAUGGAAAGGUGGUGGUGGUAGUAAACAAGUAAACAGUUUUAUGCCGCUUGUUGAUUAUUGGCAAGAGACUGGAACCUUCACUAAUGCACUAGAAAAAGUGGAAUCUUGGAUAUUCUCUCGAAUAGUUGAGUCAGUAUGGUGGCAGGCUCUUACUCCAUAUAUGCAAACUCCUCUUGAGGGUUCACCUGUCAGCAAAACAAUUGGAAAGUUGUUGGGGCCAGCCUUAGGAGACCAACAACAAGGAAGUUUCUCUAUCAACUUAUGGAUAAAUGCUUUCCAAGAUGCUUUUCAACGACUUUGUCCUGUAAGAGCAGGUGGUCAUGAGUGUGGUUGCUUGCCAGUUAUUGCAAGAUUGGUUAUGGAGCAGUGUGUUGCAAGGCUAGAUGUAGCAAUGUUCAAUGCUAUUUUGAGGGAGUCCGCCCAUGAGAUUCCAACAGAUCCUAUAUCUGAUCCUAUUGUAGAUUCAAGGGUUCUGCCUAUUCCCGCUGGAGAUCUUAGCUUCGGAUCUGGUGCACAACUCAAAAAUGCUGUUGGUAAUUGGUGUAGAUGGCUGACUGAAAUGUUUGGCAUGGAUAGUGAUGAUAAUUUAAAUGAAGAUCAAUGUUCCAGUCAAGAUGAUUUCAGAAAAAAUGGAGACGGAGAAUCUAAAUCUUUCCUUUUUCUUAAUUCCCUGAGUGAUCUUCUAAUGCUUCCAAAGGACAUGCUAAUGGACCGUUCAAUCAGAGAGGAGCUGUGCCCAUCAAUAGAUCUUCCGUUGGUUAAACGCAUUCUCUGCAACUUCACUCCAGAUGAAUUUUGUCCAGAUCCUGUUCCAGGAGCUGUAUUGGAAGCCUUGAAUGCUGAGACUAUUGUUGAGCGGAGGUUAUCAGGGGACCCGGCCAGAAGUUUCCCUUAUACAGCUGCCCUCGUUGUCUAUACUCCUCCAUCCUCAUCAGAUGUGGCUGAAAAAGUUGUGGAGGCAGGAGGGAAGUCGCCACUGUCUAGGAAUGCAUCAGUGGUACAGAGGAAAGGGUAUACCAGUGACGAGGAACUGGAGGAAUUGAAUUCUCCACUUUCAUCAAUAAUUGAGAAAUUUCCAUUGUCACCAACAAUUGUUACCAAUGGAGGAGUGAAUGGAAACCAUGAACAUGCAGGCUAUGGUGGUAUAAAUGCAAGAUACGAACUCCUUCACGAGGUAUGGUCCGUGUGAGUGUUUAUGUUAGAUCGUUGUGUAUAUCUCUCAUGUUUUGUAGCCAUGGAAAAGUGAGGGUGAAGGUGAAAAAACUCAAGGUGAAAUGUUUAGAUGAUCAAAGUUACAGGAAAUUCUCAAACAUCGUUUAUUGGCUUGAUUGUACAGUUGGAAGAACUUGGUUUCUUUUUGUUGAAUGCGGAGAGCUUGAAAUCAACUGCAAUUAUGUCUUCGAUAUACAGAAUAAAUUCAUACUGUUGUGCUGAGUA
Messenger RNA from Gossypium raimondii (Peruvian cotton), 3136 nucleotides. RefSeq lists its product as uncharacterized. Gene Ontology annotation, cellular component: nuclear pore. The transcript has 8 exons. The record is from RefSeq and is a predicted model, not a curated record. Bases 465 to 2888 code for a protein of 807 amino acids. NCBI's taxonomy places the organism in Eukaryota, Viridiplantae, Streptophyta, Magnoliopsida, Malvales, Malvaceae.